AUGCAGGGUGAUUUUCCCUGCAAAAACCCGACUACUCUCAAAGGAAAAGAGCCUUCUUGGAAUAACCUGGUUUCUCUUUGCGACCUGGAUGACGCACAGCUGACGGCUGGUGCUGACGCCAGCGAAACGGCGGAUGACGUCAGCGCGAGUCGUCUGAGCGGCUACGGAAGCGGCCAAUGUGAAGCUGAUUCCAGCACGGAGGAGGGAGAUGCUAAUAACGAGGAUGGGGCGAACGGACAUUUUGGCCUGGAGCUGGGUACUGGGCUGUUUGCUAUGGAGAGAACUGAAGUGGAGGGGACUAAAAAGGAGGGGAUUGAAACGGAGGGGAUGGAAGAGAAGGUAUCAGAAGAAACUUGUCUUGAUGGGGCUGGCAAGGAGGAACAGAAUGAGGGCCUAUUGACCCGAAAAGACGAGAAAAACAACCGCGACAAGGUAGCCGACAGCUUUAUCGCAUCAGCAUUGCUCGAUCAUGAGCCGUUGGCGCUGCAGCCGUCUUCAAACCCACCUGUUUUUUUCAACUAUGCACGCACGACUACCCCUGCCUCCACCUCCCUUGUCUCUGCUUCUCCCUCUGCCUGUGCCGAACGCACGCCUGUUGCUGCCGCUGCCUGUGCCACGUCAGCAUCCGUGUUUCUCCCCACCCCCAUGGAGCCCACCGUUCCCAGCUGGCAUGUGGUAACAGGGUUGCCAGCUCUGGUGCUCCCCCCUCCUGGCGGCUACGCCAGCACGAGCAGUGAUGAUUGCAACUGUGGGUGCAGCACGGGUUACGACACUGGUUACCACACAGUCUUAAACGAUGACUGCAAGGGAGAUUGCAAGGGGGAGUGCAACAGCAGAGGUUCAUCCUGCCUGUAUGAGUCCACCGUUCCCCCUGGCUUGCCAAGCACGCCCCCCCGACACGACACCAUGAUGUUUCCCGUGUUUCCCCCGUGUGGAACCAACUCAGAGGAGCAGCGGCAGUUUAAGGCGACUGCUGCCAGGGGGACAAUUAUAGGCGCUGCUCAGAAUGUUUUCACUGUCAAGAAAGAGGAGAAAGUUGACCUGGACGCUGACAUGGAUGCUGACGUGGGCGCUGACGUGGCUGCUGACGUGGACGCGAGCAGCAGAGCGACUCGGGGAUACGGGUACUCGAAGCCAGGGAGUGGAGGAGCGGUGCCAAGGACUGCUGCUGCCAUGCAGAAAUCCAGGCGGCGGGCGGCCAACAGAGCGUCAGCCAAGCGCAUCCGCAUUCGACAGCAGCAGCACCUGCAGAAACUGGAAUGCGAGACGCGUGAGCUCACAGCGCUGUGCAAGGCGAUGAGAGCGGACCUGGCAGAGGCGAGCCGGCAGCCAACACGUGCACAGCUCUGCACCGCUCUGCAGGACGAUGAAAGCAGAAGUGGCAGAGGCGAGCAGGCAGGUGGCGGCUCAGAUGAAGCAGAACGAGGCGCUGGUGGAGGAGAAGCAGCGGCUGCCGCUGCUGCUGGGGGAGAGAUAGACCAGUGGGCUGCUGGGCUGCUGAAAUCUAUUAUCACCAUUCAUGGUAAGUUAAGUUUUGGGCACCAGUCUCGUUCCAUGCCUCUCCUACCUCUGCUGCCUCCUGCUUCCCAUACUCUCAUCGCCCCUUACCCGCUCGCCCUCUUCCUCCUGCUUCCCAUACUCUCAUCGCCCCUUACCCGCUCGCCCUCUUCCUCCUGCUUCCCAUACUCUCAUCGCCCCUUACCCGCUCGCCCUCUUCCUCCUGCUUCCCAUACUCUCAUCGCCCCUUACCCGCUCGCCCUCUUCCUUCUGCUUCCCAUACUCUCAUCGCCCCUUACCCGCUCGCCCUCUUCCUCCUGCUUCCCAUACUCUCAUCGCCCCUUACCCGCUCGCCCUCUUCCUCCUGCUUCCCAUACUCUCAUCGCCCCUUACCCGCUCGCCCUCUUCCUUCUGCUUCCCAUACUCUCAUCGCCCCUUACCCGCUCGCCCUCUUCCUCCUGCUUCCCAUACUCUCAUCGCCCCUUACCCGCUCGCCCUCUUCCUCCUGCUUCCCAUACUCUCAUCGCCCCUUACCCGUUCGCCCUCUUCCUCCUGCUUCCCAUACUCUCAUCGCCCCUUACCCGCUCGCCCUCUUCCUCCUGCACCUCCGUCUCCUCCUGCACCUCCGUCUUGCCUUGCCUCCUGCCUUGCCUCUGCUGCCUCCUGCUCUCAUCGCCCCUUCCCCACUCGCCCUGCACUGCCACUCCCUGCCUUUGCUCCUCCGCCUCCUCCCUUUGCUCCUCCACCUCCUCCCCCCGCACCUGCCCCCUUCUGUAG
Messenger RNA from Closterium sp. NIES-65, 2274 nucleotides. The record is from the annotation of a GenBank genome assembly. NCBI's taxonomy places the organism in Eukaryota, Viridiplantae, Streptophyta, Zygnematophyceae, Desmidiales, Closteriaceae.